AGCAUCAAAGACAAAACAACCCUCGAAGUUUUCCACUAAAUCCAAACACACCCCUGGGCUAUUAAUCCGGUUUUCCCAGUUUUGAGCCCUACUUCCGCCAUUCUCUCCGGCUCUUUGCUGCUCCUCGCUGACUCCGAUUGUGCUUCUGGUUUUGAGGGACGAAGUAGUUGCAAGCAAGUGAGAAUGGUUGAGUUUCUUUUUGAAGAUAUUUUUAGGAUUGAGCGACUGGACCCAGAUGGUAAAAAGUUUGAUAAAGUUAUCCGGGUUGAAGCAAAAAGUGAGAAGUUCGACAUGUUCAUGCACCUAGAUGUGAUGGUUACAAAGGAUUUUUUAUUGAAAGAAGGUGAUAAGUUUGCAAUGGUACUAGCUCCGACAUUAAAUCUAGAUGGAACUCCUGACACUGGCUAUUAUACUCCGGGCAAUCGGCAGUCACUUGCAGACAGAUUUGAUUACGUCAUGUAUGGGAAACUGUAUAGAAUUGCCGAUUCUUCAGGACGUGGAAAUAAAGCGGAGAUAACCGUUUCGUUUGGUGGGCUUCUGAUGAUGCUGAAGGGAGAUCCAUCUCAUUGCAACAAGUUUGAACUUGAUCAGAAGCUGUAUAUCCUAAUGAGGAAGGUGUAAAGCUCCUGCUUUUAAAAUCGAACUGUUGUUAACUUAAUGAAUGAAUACCCUUUCCGUUAUGGAAGCUUUGUCUUUACUUGCCAGACUCCUAAUUGUGUACGUUGCUAUGUGAUGACAUGAACAGCUUUAAGUGUAUAACAGGCUAAGACCAAAUUUAUGGUAAAAAUCUGCGCUUUUGUA
Messenger RNA from Corylus avellana, 801 nucleotides. Its product is annotated as DNA-directed RNA polymerases II and V subunit 8A. Gene Ontology annotation, biological process: DNA-templated transcription. Gene Ontology annotation, cellular component: RNA polymerase I complex; RNA polymerase II, core complex; RNA polymerase III complex. The record is from RefSeq and is a predicted model, not a curated record. Lineage: Eukaryota; Viridiplantae; Streptophyta; Magnoliopsida; Fagales; Betulaceae.